AUAGCAUGCAAAACAAAGUUUUUCAAUGUACCUCAUUACACGUGGCAAUCAUAUAUUGAAACAUAAUGGCAUGGUAAAUCUGAUCUUUCUGGCUAGCAUCCGAAACAAAACGUUUCACUGUACCUCAAUACACAUGACAGGAAUAAAUUAAACCUAAACUUUUGUAGAUGUUUUGGUGAACUGGUUUUUAACUAGUAGAAUGAAUGAUCAGCAGUGACUUACAAUUGUUGCAAGUUUUACUGUUAUAGCCAGUGUUUCAGUUUGGCACAAAGGGUUAAUUUGCCCUCCGCUGACUACAAUAACCUCUUCUUCUCUCCUUCACUCAUGCUACCAAUCAUCUCCUUCCUCUCACCCCUAUCAAACCCUUCCUCUUUCCACUGACUCACCCAGUAGAUCUCGUCACAAUGAGCUGCAGUCUCCGACCAGCCUGCUCCCAAUUGUAAUCAAGCUGCCACAACUCACUCAGUAUGAUUUGUUAUCAAAAAUAUUCAAGACAGCUGACCCUAUUUUUACUACUAACUGCAGGAGUGUUUUGUAGAGCAAGUAGCACAAAUGCAAACGUGGUGAACGCUGAACUGGGGGAACGAGCUAUUUUAGUUGCUCAGGAUCGAUUCUCCGACACCAAUCACGAAAUUAAAUGGAUGAAAAUAAACAAUACUGUUGCCCGGUACAAGGACAGCCCCAAGGUGUACGGACAGUUUCAAGGAAGAGUGGAGAUAUCCAAUGACGGCACCCUGACAUUUCCCUCCGCAACCAAAACUGAUGAAGGAACGUACAGCUGGGAAAUAUUUAAUACAGAUGGAAUAAAAAUAUUUACCGGAGAGGUUACCUUGAAUUUAUAUGUGAGAGUCUCCAAGCCUGUGCUGAAUGUCAUCUGUAAGUCUCCAAAAGAAGUCAACAUUACGUGCUUUGUAGCGAAUGGAACAAAAAUCCACAUCACAUUACACGGUGACUCGAUGAUCCAAACAGUCCAGGGCUCUUAUUUGGAGAAGAAAUUUUCUUUUAGAAAGACUGGGAAUAAGAACUAUUCUUGCAUUGCGAAAAAUGAAAUCAGCGAAGCUAAGAGUGUGGAAGAGGUUAACUGUGACGAAAAUAAAUGGUAUAAGAAUUACCAAAUUAUUAUGCUGGCAGGAAUAAUUGCGCUGGGAAUGAUCAUGCUUUUCCUCUUCAUUUGUUUAAUUAUAAAAUGUUGCCGAUCACAAACCAAGAAACAUGCUUCGAAGCCGUACCCAUACCGAGGUGAACUGACAGAAGAAAGGGAAUUGGAUUACGUGAAUCAAUCAAAGCCGCCAAGGUCCAAUCUUCGAGAGACCCACACCGAAUACAGCAGUCCACAUCCGCAGCCAAAGCCUCGUAAAAGCACGGAAAGGGGAGAGAGAAUGCGCGAAGGAGAGAGAGCGUGCAGUGAAGAAAGGAAGCAGGGAGGCAGGAACCGGCCGAGGGAAGGCGGGGUGCGGACUGGUGGCACAACACCAAGAGUGAAUACCUACGGGGGAAAGACACCACAGCGAGGAGACGGACCACCAAAAACAGUAGCUAAAGAACCUAGGGGAAGAAGAGGGCCUGUGCCCAUCCCUCCUGAGUGAGCCAUCGAUCUUCUCCACAAAAAUUGCUUCCAAACAUUUAGGGCGCAGCAGUAGAGCUGCUGCCUUACAGCGCCAGAGGCCCGGGUUUGAUCCUGACUGUGGGUGCUGUCUGUACGGAGUUUGCACAUUCUCCAUGUGACCGUGUGGGAUUUCUCCGGGUGCUCUGGUUUCCUCCCACAUCCCAAAGACGUACAAGUUUGUAGGUUAAUUGGCCAUCUCUAAUGCCCCUGUCCCACUUAGGAAACCUGAACGGAAACCUCUGGAGACUUUGCGCCCCACCCAAGGUUUCCGUGCGGUUCCCGGAGGUUGCAGGUGGUUGCCGGAGGUUGCAGGUAGUUGAAGCAGGUAGGGAGACUGACAAAAACCUCUGGGAACCUCCGGGAACCGCACGGAAACCUUGGGUGGAGCGCAAAGUCUCCAGAGGUUACUGUUCAGGUUUCCUAAGUGGGACAGGGGCAUAAAUUGUCCCUAAUGUGUAGGAUAGAACUAGGGUACGGGGCGAUCGUUCGUCAGUGCAGACGCAGUGGGCUGAAUGGCCUGUUUCCACAUUGUAUCUCAAAUCUAAAAAUAUAUAUUUUACAUUGCAAAUAUGUAUAAAGGGAAUAAUGUCUCCUCGAGCUGUCUCUGGGCUUACUUGCUGUAGCGAUUUCUGUAGACCACAAAUUAAGUUUGUACAUCAACUUAAAUUUACGAGCUAUUAUUUAAACCAUACUUUUGCAACAGUUUUUCACAUGAUAAGACUUUUUACAAAGUGUACGCAUGUAUAAAUGGUAAAGGGUUUUGCACUUGUUAAAGUUUUUUUGUAGCAGAGAUUGUUAACUAUGACUUGAGUGUUUGUUCUUGAGUUUAUUUUUGUAUAUAGUUUUUACUCAGAACUAAAGCAGAUUAAAAUAUUUUAAACUAAGCCACAAAAUGGCUGGAGAUGUUUUGAGAAAGGUCUCUCGAGGCUGGAAAAGCACCUCAUAUAUCUCCUGGGCCCGCUUACAGCCCAGCGGUAAGAACGUUGAAUUCUCAAAAUUUAAGAAUUAAAAUUG
Messenger RNA from Leucoraja erinaceus (little skate), 2620 nucleotides. Its product is annotated as T-cell surface antigen CD2-like. The record is from RefSeq and is a predicted model, not a curated record. Lineage: Eukaryota; Metazoa; Chordata; Chondrichthyes; Rajiformes; Rajidae. The coding region runs from base 468 to 1586 and encodes 372 amino acids. The transcript is spliced from 5 exons.